AUGUCCCAAAACACUAAAACUUAUAAAGACGCGUUUGCUCUCUUUGACAAGAAGGGAACUGGAAAGAUCCCAGUUGAACACUUGGGUGAUUUGUUAAGAGCCGUUGGUCAAAACCCAACUUUGGCUGAAAUCUCAGAAUUGCAAAGCUCGAUCCAAUCAAAGGAAUUUGAUUUCGAUGUCUACCAUAAGAUUAUCAACAGACCAGAUGGUUUCAAGCCAUUAGGAUUGCCAGAAGACUACAUCAAGGGUUUCCAAGUCUUUGACAAGGAACAAACCGGCUACAUCGGUGUUGGUGAACUUAGAUACAUCUUGACCUCCAUUGGAGAAAAAUUGACUGAUUCUGAAGUUGAUGAGUUAUUGAAAGGUGUCAAUGUCACUGCUGAUGGUAAUGUCGAUUAUGUUGAGUUUGUUAAGUCCAUCUUGGACCAAUAGGUGGAACAAUAAUGAAUGAACAAUAAAGCGAUCUAUAUACCUUUUUUAGUUAUUUUCUUUUAUUUCGCUAUUAUAUACCCGUGAUGAAUAGAUGUAUGUUAUUUUUUGCAAGAUUAUCAUCAA
[Candida] anglica is the source of this 555-nucleotide messenger RNA. The record is from the annotation of a GenBank genome assembly. NCBI's taxonomy places the organism in Eukaryota, Fungi, Ascomycota, Pichiomycetes, Serinales, Debaryomycetaceae.